Molecule: messenger RNA, 3776 nt
Organism: Sphaeramia orbicularis (orbiculate cardinalfish)
Lineage: Eukaryota; Metazoa; Chordata; Actinopteri; Kurtiformes; Apogonidae
Gene: eml3
Product: EMAP like 3
Exons: 24
Coding region: 131-3175 (1014 amino acids)
Biological process (GO): microtubule cytoskeleton organization
Cellular component (GO): mitotic spindle
Molecular function (GO): microtubule binding
Source: RefSeq, a predicted model, not a curated record
GCAACUUCCCUGAGAAAUUGUUGUUAAACUUGGCAACUUGACGCAGUCUUCAGUGUGUGACUUGUGACACUCCUCUCAGCAUGGAAAACACACCUCAGUACAAACUUUUCAUCUAGACUCACAUCGGAUUAUGGAUUCUUCUACAAACAGUCUGGAUGAUGUUUCCGCAGACAGCAGCGCUGAGUUCCCAGACCGAGCGUCCCUGAUGGAGGUGCGUCUUCAGGCUCAGGAGGACGAGAUCACGCUGCUGAAGUCUUCAUUGGCCGAUGCUCUGCGAAGGAUCCGCCUCCACGAUCAGCUCCUCCCAUUACUGAAACAGCAGCUCAUUGCAGUGAACCCAGGUGCUGCUCGAGUGCUGAACCAAGUAUGCUGCUCAGACGGAUGUACCAGCAACAGAAAACUGUCCUCCAGCUCAGCCUUCGACGGAGUCCGCCAAUCCACAACCAGCUACUUGUCCAACAGCAUUGUGAACAAUGCAAACGGCCACAUAGGAAGCCCAGUGUCAGUGGAGCCCAGUCCCAGACCAGAAACACUGGACACGGCGACCCAGACAGAGCUGACCAUGUCCGGGCGUGACGCUGCCCAGGACAGGGCCACUCUGGCCGUGACCAGCCGAGUCCAGAGCCUGCAGCUGGAAGACGCCCUCCUACCGGGGCAGCCUGUAGAGACGACCCGGGCCAAGCUCCACCGCAUCCCAGGAAUGGAAGAGGAAGAUGAGGAGCAGGAGGAAGAUGAAGGGGAGCACGAGAAGGAGCUGAGCUGGACGUCGUCAGUGGAGGAGCCCAUUCAGCCGACCACCAUCAGGAGCCUGCAGAGGGAGGACUUCCAGGAUGGGAGCUGCUCUCCAGAAGAACCAAGUCCUGCCUCGGCCUCGGUUCGAAACUCAGACCAGAACCUCAGCGCCCGUUCUGUAACCCUGUCCACCAUCCAGGAGGGAGAGAAGAAAGAGCUAGUUCGGAGGAACAGCGAGAAGUUGGCGAACCCAGACAAGCAGAGGAAACGUCUGGACAAGAAGGCGGCGUCCUCUGCCAACCUCCUUACGCGCUCCCCGAGCCUGGAGAAUCGGGCAAAGGAUCUCAUCCCCAGUACAGGAUCUGGAUCCAGAAGAGGAACGUACGGCCAAGGACACUCAAUUAAAAUGUUCAUCCGAGGCCGGCCCAUUACCAUGUACAUCCCCUCAAACAUCCAGAACUAUGAAGACCUGAAGAUGGAGCCACCCUCUGAGAGACUGGAGCUGGACUGGGUCUAUGGUUACCGUGGACGGGACUGCCGAGCGAACCUGUACUUCCUCCCCACAGGCGAGGCGGUGUACUUCAUCGCCUGCGUGGUUGUGCUUUAUCACAUCAACAACCGAACACAACGGCACUAUCGCAAACACACAGACUGUGUCCGCUGUCUUACUAUCCAUCCUGACAAGGUACGAAUAGCAUCUGGCCAGACAGCAGGGGUGGACAAAGACAAGCCCCUGUUGCCCUGUGUUCAUAUCUGGGACUCCACCACACUGGUCACUCUGCAGCAGAUCGGUUUGGGAACCUUCCAGAGGGGAGUGGGAUCAGUGGCAUUUUCCAUCUCUGACUCUGGGACGUUCCUGUGUGUGAUCGACGACUCUAAUGAACACAUGCUGUCGGUGUGGGACUGCAACAAGGGCACCAAGCACGCAGAAGUAAAGACGACAAACGAGGCUGUGUUCUCCGUAGACUUCAACCCCAGCGACAGCGCUAACAUCAUCACCUGCGGUAAAUCACACGUCUACUUCUGGACGCUCAGCACCGGACAGUUCACCAAGAAGCAAGGCAUCUUUGGAAAAUAUAAGAAGCCAAAGUUCAUCCAGUGCUUCGUGUUCAGUCUGACUGGAGAUGUUCUGACCGGAGACUCUGAAGGAAACAUCCUCACGUGGGGAAAAUCAGCAGCAGACGUCAAAACUCUUGGUAAAGGAGCCAAAGAGACUUUCCAGAUCAUGCGUCAGACUAGAGCCCAUGAAGGCAGUGUGUUCACGCUGUGCAACCUGCAGGGCGGCGCUCUGCUCAGCGGAGGAGGCAAAGACCGUAAGAUCAUCCGCUGGAGCGCCGACCUGGCACCUGAGAGAGAGUGUGAGAUUCCAGAAAAGUAUGGGGCUGUUCGAACCCUUGCAGAUGUCGACGGGGAGGAGCUUCUAGUUGGCACAACUCGAAAUGCUAUCCUCAGAGGGACCUUCUCAGAUGGAUUUGUGGCCAUAGUACAAGGACAUGUGGAUGAGAUGUGGGGCUUGGCUACACACCCGUCUCAGAAUGUGUUCUUCACCUGUGGAAACGACAAACAGGUGUUUUUGUGGAACGCAGAAGAGCACAAGAUGGACUGGUGCACCACACUGGAGGAGUAUGGGUUGUGUGCUGAUUUCAGCCCCGUUGGGUCAGUGGUGUCUGUCGGCCUGAGCACAGGAAGGUGGCUGGUCCUUGACCUGUUCACCAGAGAGGUCAUCUCUGAGUCCACAGAUGGCAACGAGCAGCUGUCUGUCAUGAGAUACUCCCCAGAUGGCAGCUUUUUAGCUGUUGGAUCUCAUGACAACUUUAUCUAUAUCUACAGUGUGACAGAAAGUGGGCGACGCUACACCCGCUUUGGGAGAUGUAACGGCCACUCCAGCUUCAUAACUCAUCUGGAUUGGUCCAAAGAUGGGAAGUACAUCAUGUCUAAUUCAGGCGACUAUGAGAUCCUUUACUGGGACAUCGCAGGAGGAUGCAAACUAUUGAGGAAUCGCUUCGAGAGCAAAGACAGAGAAUGGGCUUCAUAUACCUGCGUCCUGGGCUUCCACGUCAUGGGUGUGUGGUUGGAGGGCUCAGACGGAACAGACAUCAACGCUCUGUGUCGUUCCCACAGCGAGCGGGUGGUGGCCGUGGCCGAUGACUUCUGUAAAGUCCACCUGUUCCAGUACCCCUGUCCUAAACUGAAGGCACCGAGCCACAGAUACGAGGGCCACGGCAGCCACGUCACCAACGUCUGCUUCACCCACAGUGACUCUCACCUCCUCUCGAUGGGCGGCAAGGACACCUGCAUCCUUCAGUGGAAGGUUAUGGGAGGAGGAGGAGGAGGAGGAGGAGGGGUGGGCGACAGCAGGGAGCGGCUGGCCUCGGCUUCAGCUUCGGCUUCAGCUUCAGCCUCUUCCACCUCCACCAGCUCUCCAGAACCCGCCACCACAUAAGAGCCCAGCGUGUUAUUAAGAGUGAACGUUUCCACACAGCUGCUUGAGGCGUGUGAAUCGGCGGACGGUGACCCUUAGGCGACGGCUUAGCGUGCCCUUCGCGGUUCCCCUGCGGCGUCAGUUUCACCCAGACCACGCAGAGGAAUCCACAUUAACAUUACACUCAUGCACCUGUGUCAGAUCUUUGCGAAACCGGACAGUGCGAUAAACAGAGUAACGCUGAAUUACUUGUUCUGUUGGAUGUACGGUUGUGUAUAUUCUCACAUCAUGACCUGUGACGAAGAGUUUGGUUUCAGUGAACAUUCCUGUUUUAUUUUGUUUACCAAAGUGCUCCAUUGUGGCGUAUGUUUCAAUAUUAUUUUAAGCAUUUCCAGUGUUUGACAUCUCAUCUAAUACGGACGCUUGCAUUAGACAGACUGUGACAAACUGUUCUGAUGAAAUAAACUCUCAGCUUUUCUAACUAAUUAAUUUCUCUAAUAACAGAUCAGUACACUUGAAAAUGAUUACUUUUAGUACAGUUUUAUAUAUUUAAGAGAGUAUUGGGGUUACUGUGAUGUUAUAUCUGUCAAGCUCCCAAUAAAUAACUGAAGACUGGAAAGUG